This is a messenger RNA of Cyprinus carpio (common carp), 2204 nucleotides long. Its product is annotated as zinc finger and BTB domain-containing protein 37-like. The record is from RefSeq and is a predicted model, not a curated record. Gene Ontology annotation, biological process: regulation of transcription by RNA polymerase II. Lineage: Eukaryota; Metazoa; Chordata; Actinopteri; Cypriniformes; Cyprinidae. Gene Ontology annotation, molecular function: DNA-binding transcription factor activity, RNA polymerase II-specific; RNA polymerase II cis-regulatory region sequence-specific DNA binding; protein binding.
AUUUUCUGUACAUUGGCUCAUGUUAUACAUGGGGGAAUAUGAGAGCGGCGGAUGAACCGAAAGCGACAGCAGAAUACCUGGCGAUAAGUAUAACGUUAAAUAGUGGGCGUGAAAUGGGGGGGAUUCAAAGCCAAAUCACCCAGAACAGGCUGUCGAAAAAGGAAAAUCGUUUUUGGUGUUGUAUUUUUCUUUAAUAUAAAUUUGGUGUGGACUGGGGUAAGGCACCUCCCUGCCUGCUCUGCGCCGGGGUGUGUGCGUGUUUUUCGGGUAGGCUUCAUCGCAUCACCGCGCUGCAGUAUAUUAUUGGAACCGACCUGAGGUGCCACGCCGCCGGUUUACAGCUGCCCUGCGCCGUCGGCCGAUACUAUGUCCAAAACAGAGAGAGACAAAGUAGCUCUGCGACUCAAUCCUACUGACCUAUGCAAUGAAAAAAUGGCAACUUUGCUCUCUAACAGCUGUGGUUUGUAGCCAUAAAUAAGUGCCAAUGUGCCGAAAGACAUAGUGGAGCGUUUUGUGUGCCUGUUAUUAAAAAGCAGCUUUGAAAAGCAGCAAUAGGCAGCCCGCAUGGAACGAGCAGGAAGCAUCCAACUUGAUAUUCCGGACUUCAGCAACUCCGUCCUGUCGCAUCUGAACCAGUUGCGAAUACAGGGCCGUCUGUGUGACAUUGUGGUCAAUGUCCAGGGCCACAGUUUUCGUGCCCACAAGGUGGUCCUCGCCGCCAGCUCACCCUACUUCAGGGAUCACAUGUCACUGAGUGAGAUGAGCACCGUGUCCAUAUCAGUAAUCCGCAACCCAACCGUGUUCGAGCAGCUACUCUCCUUCUGCUACACGGGACGCUUGUGCUUGCAGCUCGCUGAUAUCAUCAGCUACCUGACGGCUGCCAGCUUCCUUCAAAUGCAGCACAUUAUUGACCGUUGCACCCAGAUUUUAGAAGGAAUCCACUUUAAAAUCAGUGUGUCAGAUGUGGAAGAGGAGAUCGGGAACGGGGCCCACAGGACCGCCAACCAAACCGUUGAGUCAGGAAGAGGUGGGACCGGGCUAGGUGGGUCCCGCUCCCUAAGUCCCAGACUUACCAGUUCCCGAUUGAUUGGCAACACUGGGGUGAUCAACAUCCGUGAUGUGAGGGAAGUCCGAGAGAUCAGUCCCCCUGGGGAGUCCAUGAGUCCCCAGAUUGUGGAGCACAGUGGCAUUGGCUCAGAGGAGGUGGGAACUGGGAAAGAGCCCAUUCUCCGCAUUAACCGAGCUGGGCAGUGGUAUGUCGAGACGGGGACUGAGGUGGAGAGAGGAGGAGAGGAGAAUGUGCGGAUGGUGGAUGGGUUUCGGAUUAAGACGGAAAGGAUGGAUGAGUGGAUGGGAGCGGAGACCCAAGCGUCGGCAGAAGAGGGCAGUGGGGCCGAGGAGGGGCCGACAGUGAUGAUUGACACCUCAGGACGUACCACACUGGUGCAGGAAGGAGGAAGAGGUGGGAAAAGCUCCCAGCCGUCCAGUAGCGUCAGUGAAACAGAGAGGUUUAGUCCCACAGGAAGUGUGGUUGUGAUGGCUGAUCACCAGAGAGCCAAGAGUGAGUCUCCAGGAAGAGUCGACGAUCAGAGACACCCCACCUCACAGGGAGAGGAACAAGCUGUGUUUGACAUGGGGGGAUAUGAGGAGUACCUACGAGAACAGGUAGGUGAUCGGUGGUUCCGCUACAACCCUCGUCUCACCUGCAUUUACUGCUGCAAGUCCUUCAACCAGAAGGGCAGCUUAGAUCGCCACAUGCGCCUGCACAUGGGCAUUACCCCCUUUGUUUGCCGAAUCUGCGGGAAGAAAUACACCCGCAAGGACCAACUCGAGUACCAUAUCCGUAAGCACACAGGAAAUAAGCCUUUCCAUUGCCACGUCUGCGGCAAGAGCUUCCCGUUCCAGGCAAUCCUCAACCAGCACUUCCGCAAAAACCAUCCAGGCUGUGCCCCACAGGAGGUGUCCCAUAGUGCCUCUCCCGAGACUACCACGGUCACCUCCCGUGGAGGCCAAAACGAAGACGAGUCGCCCUCCCAGGAGGAUGCAGAGGGCAAUGGUGGAGGGGGAGGUGCUGGCUCGUCCUUCGGAGAAGGUGUCCAACCUUCGGUAUCCACCACUGGUCCCGACUGAAAGGCUUUGAAGGAAAACGUCACAAGUUUAGGGAGACACAGGACAGUGGGGGUCCAACAGGACCUUCUCUUGAG